Arctia plantaginis is the source of this 1449-nucleotide messenger RNA. The record is from the annotation of a GenBank genome assembly. NCBI's taxonomy places the organism in Eukaryota, Metazoa, Arthropoda, Insecta, Lepidoptera, Erebidae.
AUGUACAAUUAUAGUACUCCGUAUAAUGAAAACUGUGAGUUUGGCCACACUGAAGAUUGUUUGUAUCUUACGAUUUACUCGCCUGCUAACCAAGAAAUAUAUGAUAUGGCCGUUAUAGUAUGGAUUCAUGAAGAGUCCCACAUGCACGCACCAGAUUUUUUUAUAGAUGAAGGUCUUAUUGUUGUAACAGUCUCUUUUAGAACCUCUAUUUUUGGAUUUCUCAAUACUGGAGACAGCUUCGCUGAGGGAAACAUGGGAGCAAAAGAUAUACUAGCUGCAUUAAGGUGGAUCAGAGACUAUAUUAGUUAUUUUAAUGGUGAUCUGAACAAAGUCACAGUAUUUGGCUCUGGAACUCAUGCUAAUAUAGUUGCUUCACUUUUAUUGUCACCUGCAAGUGAAGAUUUAUUCAGAAGAGUAAUAAUACAAGAUGGUUGUGCUUUAUCACCCGCUGAUUAUAGAACUUAUAACUUUGAAAUUUCAAAGAAACUAUACUGGAAUCUUAAUGGACCUUUUGAAAAGUUUAAUAGAACUCGCUUCUACGAAAUAUUGAAAGAGGGUACUGUUCGGCAAUUGUUAUUAGCAAGCCGAGAAUUAUUUGACAGUACCGAAGUAAGAGACAAUCAGCGCUUAAUUAAUUCAUUCGGACCAACAGUCGAAAUAUCAGGAACAACCACUUUCAUGUACAAGCCCCCAUUGCAGAUAUACAAACGCAAAAUUACCAAUAAUGUUGUAGAAGUUAUGAUUGGAUACACAAACUUAAAUUCUUUGUACAAACUAGAAGGUUUUGUUAGAAACAAGAAACUUCUAAAGUAUUUAAAUUAUAACUUUCAGUAUUUACUACCGUUUGGAGGAAGGAGAGACGAGUACGGUUCGAAGCUGUACAAAAAGAUUAGAAGACAAAUAAUGGAUUUCUAUUUCGUUAAUGGAACUGUUGAAGAGAGAAGUUUGAGGCGUUACGCGAAAUACGUGUCUGACCAAGUGAUUUAUCCGAUCCUUCAGCAGGCGCGUCUACAUGCUAAAGUAUCUUGUAAUAAUGUUUACUUGUACCGUUUCGCCUAUAGAGGAUCCUUCAAUAUCGUAUGGAAUACAUUUCUUCGUAAUUUAAACUGGAAUGGCGCUACGGAAAGCGAUGAAAUCUGCUACCAAUUCAGAUGUAAGUCGUUAAGUCAUGCUUAUGAUACGGUGGAUUCGAGUGAAAAGGUUCUCAUUAAGAAGAUUGCGAGGCUAUGGGCAAAUUUCGUUAAACACGGGAACCCAACUCUUGACACUGGCGAUAAAGUCUUAGAAGGCUUGCAGUGGAGCCCUUUGAUACCACAUAAAGGUCUACGAGGGUUAAACAUUGGAAAAACUGUUAAAAUAAUAAACGUACCAGAACAGAAGAGAAUGAAGUUCUGGGAUCAAUUGCGUAUUGAAUUCUUUUCUGAUGGAGAAAAGAAUGAUGAUUUGUGA